GGAUUUCCGGUUCCGGGAGCAACGAACAGCGGCGGAGGGGACUGCUACGGUUUCGACGAGGCGGCUGCGGAGGAGGAAGAGUAGAGCUAGGCGGGACGCGCGGGCGGGACCCUCACCAUGGGUCCGAGGCCCUAGAGCGGCGGGAGCUACGGGCCUGGUGCCAGGCUGGCUGCUGCUGAUUCCUGAGGCCUCCAUGGCUGAGGACUGGCUGGACUGCCCAGCCCUGGGCCCUGGCUGGAAGCGACGUGAAGUCUAUCGCAAGUCAGGGGCCACCUGUGGUCGCUCAGACACCUAUUACCAGAGCCCCACAGGAGACAGGAUCCGAAGCAAAGUUGAGCUCACCCGAUACCUGGGCCCUGCGUGUGAUCUCAGCCUUUUCGACUUCAAACAAGGCAUCUUGUGCUAUUCAGCCCCUAAGUCCCGUCCUGUGGUGGUCCCAAGCAAGAAACAAAAGAAGGCUUCAAAGCCAGCCAAGGCUCAGAAACGACAUGUUGUAUCCCAAAAGAAUAAAGUCAGGAAGGAGACCAGAGAAGAUGAAACAAAGGCUGAUACUGACACAGCCCCAGCUUCAGUCCCUGCACCUGGGUGCUGUGAGAACUGUGGAAUCAGCUUCUCAGGGGAUGCUACUGGAAGGCAGCGGCUCAAGACAUUGUGCAAGGACUGCAGAGCACAGAGAAUUGCUUUCAACCGGGAGCAGAGGAUGUUUAAGCGUGUGGGCUGUGGAGAGUGUACAGCCUGCCGAGUAACCAAGGACUGUGGGGCCUGUUCCACCUGCCUCUUGCAACUGCCCCAUGAUGUGGCCUCAGGGCUGUUCUGCAAGUGUGAGCAGAGACGCUGCCUCCGAAUUGUGGAGAGGAGCCGAGGGUGUGGAGUGUGCCGGGGCUGUCAGACCCAAGAGGACUGUGGCCGUUGCCGAGUCUGUCUUCGCCCUCCCCGCCCUGGUCUUAGGCGCCAGUGGAGGUGUGUGCAGCGGCGCUGCCUUCGGCACCUUGCUCACCGGCUCAGUCGCCAUCGUCAACGAUGUCAGCGACGCCCUCCCCUGGCUGUGGCUCCCCCUGCUGGUAAACGUGGCCGCCGCAGGGGAGGCUCUGAAUCCAAGAUGGUUGCCCAGCGGCACUCCCAAGCUCAGGCACUGCCUACACCUCCUGCAACAGAGCCGCCAGAGCCUGCAGAACUGCAUGCCAGCGCCCUGGUGCCCUCACCACCUGCCGAAGUCAUCUAUUACUGGGUAGACGAGGACGAGCUACAGCCCUACACGAACCGCCGGCAGAACCGCAAGUGCGGGGCCUGUGCAGCCUGCCUACGGCGGAUGGACUGUGGCCACUGCGACUUCUGCUGCGACAAGCCCAAAUUCGGGGGCAGCAACCAGAAGCGCCAGAAGUGUCGUUGGCGCCAAUGCCUGCAAUUUGCCAUGAAGCGGCUGCUGCCCAGUACCGGGUCAGGGUCUGAGGAAUGGGCAGGAUCGCCCUCACUUUGCCCUCGUCGAAAGAGGCCAGGUUCUGCUCGGCGGCCCCGCCUGGGCCCUACUAUGAAGUCCCCUUUGGCUACACGCACAGCCCGACCAGGCCGUGCCCAGGCUCCACUGAAGCAGGAAGCUGGUGGUGGCUUUGUGCUGCCUCCACCUGGCACCGACCUUGUGUUUUUGCGGGAGGGCGCCAGCAGUCCUGUGCAGGUGCCGGGUCCUGCUACAGCUUCUACAGAAGCCCCAUUGCAGGAGGCCCAGUGCUCUGGCCUGAGUUGGGUUGUGGCCUUACCUCAGGUGAAGCAAGAGAAGGCAGAUGCCCACGAAGAGUGGACACCGGGCACAGCCGUCCUGACUUCUCCCACAUUGCAGCCUGACUGCCCUAGCAAGGCAGUAGACCCGGGCCUUCCACCUGUGAAGCAAGAGCCACCUGACCCUGAGGAGGGAAAGGAGGAGAACAAGGAUGGCUGUGUCUCCGAAUCGGCCCCAGAGGAGGAGGCAGGAGGGGCUGGCACACCCGUGAUCACGGAGAUUUUCAGCCUGGGUGGAACCCGCUUCCGGGACACAGCAGCCUGGUUGCCAAGGUCCAAGGACCUUAAAAACCCUGGAGCUAGAAAGCACUAGACUGGAGGCUUCUGCAGACUAUAGAACUCAAGGUGAUAUUUGCAGACCGGCUUCACAAGACAACCCUGAUCUCCUAGGGACUGGACUGUAGUUUGUUUGCAGGGCUGUGUGUGUCAACCCUAAAAGGAAAACUUCCCAGCAAACUUGAGCAGGCCUACUCAGUACUUCAAACUUACAGGAAGCAGCUGUAAAUGUCAGAAUAGAAAGUUGGCGCAUCUUCUCCCCAAAGGAGAGAUUGGACUGAGGGGUUGAGGUUGGCAGGGAAGAGAAUGCAGUUAAAGCCACCACAAACAACCUAAGCCCCCUGCCUAAAUUAAGUGGCUUCUGAUGAGACCUGGCAGUGUCUCUAAACAUUUUCUCAGGGAGACAACAAUUGAAAAUGCAAUGUGAAUAAAUGAGGAAAAGACAGUAACUGCUGUUCAUUGAGCUUCUGGAUCCAAUGUUUUGAGUCCUCAAAGCAGUCUUUUUAGGCAGCAUUGACCUGUGCAAUUUUGCAGAUGAAAAAACUAAGACUCAGAUGAGAUGAACUUUCCCGGUAUCAAAUAGCCAGUUGGUAAAGCUAGAAUUAUACUUGGGCUAUAAAGGCUUUGUUCUUUAAGGCACUAAACUGUUAACUGCAAUCCUAUGUGCAAUAAUGUGUAAUAUUGCAGUGAUAGUUUUCAGUGACUUUGAAAAUACAGUAGAUUACUGUAAGUAAUGUAUAAAUCCGUUAUACUCCUACCGUUAGCAUGGUUUAAGGAGUGCCAAAGCUACAUGAAUGGGGUCACCUUGUUUUCAGAGCAGCUCUUGUAGAAACUGGGUUCACCACUGGCCCCAUAUGCUGCAUAAUAAUUUUCAAACCCUAAAGGGUGUCCUCAUUGCCUGCUGUCCAUUUUGCUUGUCAGACUGACUGCCCAACCUUAGAACCAUCUUUGGAACUAAAGCUGCCAGCCUGGCCCAUCUGGCAAUAGGUGUCUCCUGCCUUCUCAUGAUCUCCCUGCUUGGUUCCUGCCCCUCAACCCAAAUGUCUACUAGAAGGCUAAAUCCUGCCUCGAGUUCUGUUCUAGGGCCAGUCUUGGCUCAGCCUUACCUCAGUCAGCAUGCUUCAUUCAUAACAUGCCAAAAAGAUCAGACAUGUAAUUUGUUAUUUAGCUUUAUAGGGCCAAGACUGACAGUGCCUCCUUAAAUUUUGUAUUCUCCCUUGCCUUACCUAGUCCCAGCCCUACAGCAGUAGUUAAUUUAGAUAUGGAUUUGUCAUUUCCCAUUUGUAACUCAGAAGAUACAGUUCUCUGCCACUUUCCUCUCCUGGUCCUCUGCCUUACCUUAUUUAGCCCAGCCCCAGCCAAGACUGGGUAAUCUUACUGCUUUCCCCCCUAGGGUCCAAUACCGCACCCUAGUAUUCUCGUAAUUCUGACAGUGAUGUUCUAAGGAAAAUUUAUUUGACUGGCAUUCUGACUCCUGAGUGAAGAAUCUUAUUAAUGUAUGAGUGAAUUAGGGUACAAUCAGAAGAGCAGAAGCACCAAGAUGUAGAUGAUUUACAUAUGUAUUUCAAGGGGUUUGUCAGAAGGAUUUGAACCUGUGUGAUUAUCGGAGCAGAUUAAACAGUCUGUGCCAGGCUGUUGUCUAAUGCUGGAGCUUGAAGUCUGCAGUGAGGCAGUUGGGAAGGGAAGAUGGAUAUCAAGUGUGGGAGACUGAUGACACACUGGAGCCCACAAGCAAGUUAGCACCAGUGUGGAUGGCCUGGAACACCCAUAUCAGUCUCUUCCUGUCUCCCACUGUGAUGUGGAUAUUCUGCAGAAGAAACUGGUGCUUUUCCUCACAGUUAAUGCAUCUGGCCCAAGAUUAAAAACACUGAUAGAAGAUCCCAGGGAAGAUGGAGCAGCUGCAGGCCUAUCUGCUGCCCCACACCAACGGGGUGAACCAGCAAAUGAGUGACAGCGUGUGUGAACUGCAGCAGCACGUGGUGUCCUCUCACCUCUCCCAAGUGUGAAAACAGUAUGCUACUUCAUUUCUGUUCUCCAGUUCUCAGGCAAAAUGCCUCUUGUGGCCUGACCUAGCCAAGAAGCACACUGAGAAUGGAGUUCUGGGAAACAGCCUAGCCAAGGUGACAUGCUACAAAGCCACUUUGCCACGAAUCAGCUCCUGAGAGUCUCACUACUCACCUGAGGAUAACUUGAUAAAGCUACAUUAAUGAAAAUGCAAAGCUGAAGACCAUAGCAAGUACAGAAAUUCCACUCCGCUCGUCCAGAAUAAACUUGCUGGUCUCAUCUGUCUUUGUGCUAUUCAGGUAUUGAGAACCUGGCCCAUGGUAGGCACUGUACUUAAUACUGGGAUACAGAAAUUAAGAUAUGGCCUAUGGGAUUUUAUUUAAUGUAUCAAUGUGUAUUACAAGUGGUGAAUGCCUUUCGAAAUUUGUCAUGGAAUGUAAUGCUGAAUGGAACUCAUGAAAAUAUGGGUAAUCCAGUCUUUGUGAGAACCUUGUUGGAGCAUAGAAAAAAUUGGAAAUUUAGUUUCUGACUAAGCAGUUCUAUUUAAAAAUUACUUUUAAAUGAUUUUUAUUGUCCCACUUAUUGAUUUGUAUGUUUAACAUUUCUUUGGUGUGUGUCUUGAUGUUGGUAAUGGUGUCUACUGACUGACUUGAGAAACGAAGGCUGUGGGUGGCAGGAUCAGGAUCAGUUCUGUUGAAGGACCCAUGCAUAUCAUUUCUGUAGGCUUUUGAGGGGGUGACUGAAAUCUGAGGCUCUUAGUGCUGGACACCUGGCCAGCCCUCCUGUCUUUCCAGGGGCCCGCCAGGUGGCCGUUCUGGAUGAACGACUUCCAACCAGCUGAGAAUCAUUACCCUCACCUGUGGUGGCUGGCUGACCCUGCUGCCCUGGGGCGGGGCCUCUGCCCUGCACGAGGCCAGUUUGUAGGCCAAAGUGAAAAGGAAGCAACUGUCUCUGUUCAAAUAAUGGAGAAAAAGACAACUCCAAAGCAUAGUUAAAUUGCCAGGCUCUCCCAAGGUGAGAGCAUGGCACCACAGCCUCCAAACCGGAGAUGGUAUUUAAAAAGGCAGUCGGCUGUACACGGGCUUCCCUUCGAAGGCCUCUGAAAACUUGUUCUGAUGGUCAGCUCUGAACAUCACAGCACGUCGUCGGACUCUUACCCAAUUUUGCUGGUGUGGAGGGCACCGGGCACCAUUUUUAGUGUCUCUUCUCCCAGAGAGGGUGGGAUGGAGUCUACCCAGGCUCACUAGUGACCCCAAACGUUUAAAAGACAAAUGCAGACAUCCUGGAACUACAACCCUUCAGAACACUGUUGAGGAAACCUAGAAAUUUUUCUAACUUCUUUCUCUUUU
Messenger RNA from Octodon degus (degu), 5402 nucleotides. It is a transcript of the gene Mbd1, whose product is annotated as methyl-CpG binding domain protein 1. Gene Ontology annotation, molecular function: zinc ion binding; DNA binding. The coding region runs from base 194 to 2086 and encodes 630 amino acids. The record is from RefSeq and is a predicted model, not a curated record. Lineage: Eukaryota; Metazoa; Chordata; Mammalia; Rodentia; Octodontidae. The transcript has 17 exons.